UAUGACGCUACGCGGUUGCUUAGCGAUGUGGCCCUUGGUUCCGAACAUUGAACCCCUUCCGAAGCUAACCAGCUCCCAUCAUGCCUAUUGGAAUCCUCCACCAAGGCUUCACCGAGGGCUUGGACUCGAUACCCUAUGGCCAGCCCAUACUGAAGAUCGUCUCCGUCAUUGCAGUGCUCUACUUGUUCAAAUGGUACUUCAAUGGCGCAGUCAACACCUCAGAGCGCAAUAUGCACUCCAAGGUGGUCAUGGUUACUGGAGGUACAGCCGGUAUAGGCGCUGAGGUAGUCAGAGGCCUUGCAUCGCGUGGCGCCCAAAUCGUCCUCCUGGUCCAACAACCCCUCUCUGACCCCUUUCUCGUCGACUACAUCGAAGACCUGCGAGAACAGACAGGCAACGAGCUCAUCACUGCCGAACAUGUCGACCUCACAUCCCUGCACAGCAUACGAGUCUUUGCAACGAAAUGGGUUGACAAUGCCCCUCCACGCCGUCUUGACACGAUCGUCCUCUGCGCAAAUACAAUGACACCUAUGGGCGGCAAAGCAGCUAUAACUGAGGAUGGUCUGGAAUCUACAUGGGGACUGAACUACGUGGCAAACUUCCACCUUCUCAGUAUCCUCAGUCCCGCACUCCGCGCCCAGCCGGCCGACCGGGACGUUCGCAUCGUCUUCGCUACAUGUGGCGCAUAUGUCGCAGGCAAGAUGCCAGACUUCAGUGCAAAGCCAAAUCCAAAGAAGGCAAAGGGCGAGACUGUGCCAACUGAAUUUGAGGCUGGUAGCGUCUAUGCCACAUCGAAGCUGGCACUUAUGACCUUCGCCGUCGCUUUCCAGAAGCACCUGAACGCUUAUGUCCGCCCUGAUAAGAAGCCCAAUAACGCUCGCGUCAUCAUGGUCGAUCCCGGCUGGACCCGUACACCCGGCAUGCGGCGCCACCUCUCCUUGGGCACACUAUGGGGUCUUGCGCUCUACCUCAUCAUGUGGCCCGUGUGGUGGCUCGUCUUGAAGAGCGCCGAACAGGGCGCACAGACCUUCCUCCAUGCCGUAAUGGAAGCAGAGUGGGGUCGAGGCGAGGGAGGAUAUUUCUUGAAAGAGUGCAGGAAGGUGGGCUGGUCGCGACACGAGAUCAGCGACGAAGAUCUCCAGAAGAAGCUCUGGACGAGCAGUGAGCAGACAAUUGAGGUGCUGGAGAAGGAGGGUGCGAAGCGAAGGGCAGCCGAGAAGAAGGAGAGCGAAAAAGCGGAGAAGAAGGAGGCCAAGAGUACAGCGAAGGAGGCGAACAGCGAGGCGAAACAGAGGAAGGGCAAAUGAGAGGGCUCGUGGGCCUGCAACAAAAGCAACCUUGCAGACAACACAUUUCAGUACACGACCGUCAGAUCUCUCGACUCUCGUUGUGGCUCGUGCUGUCAUCUCGGAUUGGGUCCGGUCGAUGUGAUCACCUCAGCCGGGUGACAGUGGACGGACACUAAGCUUGCGUAAAGCAAUCUUGUUGAUAACAAUUGGAGGCUACAGUCCUCCAGCAACAAAAGAUACAACAGCUUUCAACGUGCAGUCGGCGAUCACCGAGAUAUAAGAGCGUGGCAACGAGGGGUCCGCCUGACUCGACAUCAGAUCUUUGCAGAUGACAUGAUUUUGGUGGAAGUAAAAUCUCUCAGUGGCUCAAGAUGUGGCAUUAUAGACUUUACUGUUGUGAUUCUCUUCAUCGAAACAACCAAAUGGUCGCUUAGCUCAGUUGGUUAGAGCGUGGUGCUAAUAGAUUAUACCUUGAUACGCCAAGGUCGCG
Molecule: messenger RNA, 1779 nt
Organism: Boeremia exigua
Lineage: Eukaryota; Fungi; Ascomycota; Dothideomycetes; Pleosporales; Didymellaceae
Exons: 2
Coding region: 81-1307 (408 amino acids)
Source: RefSeq, a predicted model, not a curated record